Thamnophis elegans (Western terrestrial garter snake) is the source of this 2401-nucleotide messenger RNA. It is a transcript of the gene LIPG, whose product is annotated as lipase G, endothelial type. Gene Ontology annotation, biological process: lipid metabolic process. The record is from RefSeq and is a predicted model, not a curated record. The coding region runs from base 82 to 1584 and encodes 500 amino acids. NCBI's taxonomy places the organism in Eukaryota, Metazoa, Chordata, Lepidosauria, Squamata, Natricidae. Gene Ontology annotation, molecular function: protein binding; lipoprotein lipase activity. The transcript has 10 exons.
UUGCUCCGGGACUGAUCGCUAGCCCAGCCCAGCCCAGUCCCGCCAGCCGAACGAAGCCCUCGCGGCGCCCGGAGAGGAGCGAUGCGCCUUUGGCUGUCCCUGGUGCACCUCUGGCUGAGCCUCUGGAGCGGCGCCGGCGACCCAUCCGGAGCCGCAUCGGAGCGCAGCGAAGAUGAUAGCAUUUCUCAAGUGCUAAAGCUGGGAGAAGAACCAUCCAAAGUUCAGGAUCUACAAGUGAAGUUCGUCGUUCGUACCACCCCAGACCCCGAUGAUGCUGACUGCUAUCUCACUGUCGGUCAAGACCAUCUCCUAGAUGAUUGCAACUUCAACGUCUCCGCAAAGACCUUCUUCGUUAUUCAUGGAUGGGCGAUGGGUGGCAUGUACGAAAGAUGGCUGGACACCCUGGUCUCAGCUCUUCAACAACGUGAGAAGGAAGCCAACGUGGUGGUAGUGAACUGGCUGGCCCUCGCCCAACAACUCUAUACCAUCGCUGUCAACAACACAAGGGUGGUUGGCAAACAACUUGCAGAGCUGCUGGACUGGUUAGAGAUGAAGAAGGAUUUCCAACUGGAGAACGUCCAUCUGAUUGGCUACAGUCUUGGGGCCCAUAUUGCUGGCUAUACUGGAAACUAUGCCCGGGGCACUAUCGGAAGAAUUACAGGCUUGGAUCCAGCUGGGCCGAUGUUUGAGGGAGCCGAUCCCAGCAGACGUCUCUCUCCCGACGACGCUGAUUUUGUGGAUGUCUUGCACACGUACACGAGAGAAACGCUGGGCAUCAGUAUUGGGAUCAAGAUGCCUGUGGGUCACAUCGACAUUUACCCCAACGGAGGAGACAUCCAGCCAGGAUGCGGCCUUACUGAAAUCCUGGGAACGCUCGCUUUAGGAGAGAUUAAGGACCUUGUGAUAUGCGAACACGAGCGGUCAGUACAUCUCUUCGUGGAUUCGCUUGUGAACAAGGAUAAGCAGAGCUUCGCCUUCCAAUGCACGGAUUCGGGACGCUUCAAGAAGGGCAUUUGCUUGAGUUGUCGGAAGAACCGCUGCAACAGCAUCGGCUACAACACCAAGAAGAUGCGCAACAAACGCAACAGCAAGAUGUACCUCAAGACAAGGGCUGGCAUGCCAUUCAAAGUUUUCCACUAUCAGCUGAAGAUCCAUGUCUUCAGCUAUAAAAAUAUGGGAAAAACCGAACCGGCAUUUUCCGUGACCUUCUAUGGGACCAGUGGAGAUUCUGAACCUCUACCUCUGGAAGUAUCUGAUCAAAUUGGCCUGAACUAUACCAACACCUUCCUGGUCUACACAGGAGAAGAUGUGGGUGAUAUUCUAAGGAUCAAACUCACCUGGGAAAUCACCAAGAAGUCCUGGUACAAUUUUUGGAGCCAAAUGAAAAAUUACUGGGCCAAGUCUGAGCCCUCAUCCAAAGAACUGCAGAUCAGACGCAUCCGAGUGAAAUCGGGUGAAACUCAGAAGAAGCUUGUGUUUUGCGCAGAAGACCCUGGGAAGACCGACAUAUCUCCUGGCCAAGAACUCUGGUUUGUAAAAUGCCGAGAAGGGUGGCAAAAAUGGAACCGAACAAUACCAGGAUAAAAUCGGCAUUGAAAUGCCCUCCUCCCGAAGCCUCUCAGAUCCAUCAGGGACCAACCCAGCUGGAAAAAAGCAUUUGGUGCGACGAAAGACAAAAAAGACCAAAACUUGUUUCUGCAGACUUCUUCCUCUGGCUUCCUCACUUGUCAGGACUUGCAAGAGCUUAUAGUUUAAAGAUGGAUCUGUGGGGUUGCUAAGAACUAUCUCAGCGCGAAUGAUAAUUCAGAGAACUUUCUAUAUUUAUGGCUUCUACUUUUUUUAAAAAAAAGAAUAAUUUAUUGGGAGGGAAUAAACCCACCUGUUACAAAGCUGGCCUCUUUUCGGAGAGCCUUUCUGGUUGUGCCUUUGCCAACUUGCCUUGGUCAAUGUUUGGGGCCCUAUGCCUCUUUCACAGGCCCAGUCAAAACAGAUUGCACAUGAUUGCAACACCAUGAUUAAUGUGAACGCAGACAGAGCCAAUCAUAGGAUAUAGAGCAUUGUAGGGUCCUUGGUUCUCUCUGAGCUUGGUGGGUUUUUUUUUUUUGCAGACGUUUCGUUACCCAACUCGAUAACAUCAUCAGUACUAGAAGGGAAUGGGGUUUUCCUUCUGUUUAUGUUGGUGGCAAUGUUCUUGGUGGCUCCUUGACUAAGCUGUUUACUUUAGCUUGUUCCUGGAUUGGGGUCUUGUUUGCUUGCUGAUUCUUGGUCUAGGAAUUAACCUUCGUGUUAAUCUCUAAUAAUCUGGAUGUGGAUUGUUGGUGAGGAAGUGUUGUGGUCUCCCAACAGGGACAGAGCAAACCACAGCUCAACCCUGAGCUACAAAUAAUCUCUUCUACCUUGU